CAGAUCGGACGCUUUUCUCUCAGUCAUUAUAUUUGUGAGAUCUUAACGAUUGCGCUAUCAGACAGUCGCAUUCUUUUCACUUCAAUCUGGACUCCCUGCCCUUUCGAUUUAAAGGGUCCAGUGCCAAUAUGGCGCCCACCCAGGUGCACCACCAUCGGUCCACCACCAAGGCGUCCAACAAGCCUUUCAAGACCAAGCAUGCCUCCAAGGGCGCUUUGAAGGAGAAGGAAAAGGGCAAGGUCGAGACAGAGCGGGGCAGUCGCAAAACCCCCCACCAACAAUUGAAGUCGAAACUCGACCGCCGCAACCAAGCCCGCCAGAGGCAGCAAUUGAAGCACCAAGAGAAGGCUCAGGCAGCCAGUAUCUUUACCGGCCAGAAUGGAGCCCCCCGCCAUGUCGCCAUUGUCCCACUUUCCGCCGAUAUCGAUACCGACGCCGCAAUCCGUGCGCUGAACGAAAGUGUCGAUAUUACUAGCGAGAUUUCCGCCGCGGGACCUACCCGUGUGCGCGUCGAUCGAUUCCGUCAGAGCCUCCAAUACAUCAAGUCCAAAUUUGACUUUGUAAAUGCUAUGGACGUCUGCCGCAUGGCUGACUUUGUGGUGCUGGUCUUGUCUGCCGAAGUCGAGGUCGAGGAGGAAGGCGAGCUGCUGCUGCGUUCUAUCGAAAGCCAAGGUAUCUCCAACGUCGUGACUGUGGUCCAGGGUCUGGAUCAGGUCAACCCUGCCAAGAGACGACCUCAGGUGGCCUCUUCUCUCAAGUCCUUCAUCAACCACUUUUUCCCCACUGUGGAGAAGGUUAUGUCCCUUGAUUCCCGACAGGAGUGCUCCAACGCCAUUCGAUCUCUUUGCACCGCCACCCCCAAGGGUAUCCGCUGGCGUGAUGAGCGUAGCUGGAUGUUCAUUGAGGACGUUCAGUGGCCCAACGCUAGCGAGGAGGUUGUUGAUGAUGUCGUGAUUACUGGUGUCGUCCGUGGAAAGGGCUUGAAGGCCGACCGUAUUGCUCAUAUCCCUGGCUGGGGUGACUUCCAGAUUGGCUCGAUCACUGCAGCUCCUUUGGCAGCGACCAAGAGCAAGCGUGAUGAUGCCAUGAAUGUCGAUGCCACUGACGGUACACAGACCCUGGAUACCCCCACGGCUGACCAAGAUGACAUGGCAAUUGUGGCCCCGGAGGAAAUCGAGAUGAUGGACGAUGACAUGGUUUCCGUGGCCGAGACUGAAAAGAAGGGUGUUUUGCUCGAUGAUCACCACUACUUCUCUGACGACGAUGCACACAUUCCUGCCAAGCCCAAGCGAUUGCCUAAGGGUACCUCUGAGUACCAGUCUGCUUGGUAUCUUGAGGAUGUUUCAGACUCUGGAUCUGAUAUUGUUGAUGAGGAUGAUGAUGAGGACAUGGAUAUGGAUGUCUCCGGUGCGCCCGAGGACGGCUUCUUCGCAGACAGGGAAGAUGCUAUGACAGAGGGCGGCCCCUCAGAGUAUCCUCAGUCCGAGAUGUUCAUGGACCCAUCCCCAGAGGACGAGGCCCAGGAGCUGGAGGAGUACCGUAAGAGCCGCCGCACCGAGGCCGAUGAUGACCUCGAAUUCCCCGACGAAAUCGAAUUGCACCCCAAUGUGCUUGCCCGAGAACGUCUGGCCCGCUUCCGAGGCCUGAAGAACAUGAAGAUCAGCCCGUGGGAGACGUCCGAAGAUCGUCCAUAUGAGCCGGAAGAUUGGCGCCGACUCCUGCAGUUCGGCGAUUACAAGGGCACCAAGAACCGUAUUAUUCGCGAAGCCCUUGUUGGCGGUGUCAAUCCCGGUGUGCGUGUGGAGGUGCAUCUCCGUGCUGUCCCCUCUUUGCUCCGUCACAAGGCUCAGCCUCUCGCCCUGUUCUCUCUCUUGCGCCACGAGCACAAGCACACCGUGGUCAACAUCAACAUGACUUUGAGCUCCAGCAUUGAGAAGCCUGUUAAAUCCAAGGAGGAGAUUGUCGUGCAGAUUGGCGCCCGCCGCAUGGUCGUUAACCCCAUUUUCUCUGCCGGCGACAACACCCCCAACAACGUUCACAAGUUCGACCGCUUCCUCCACCCCGGCCGCAGCGCGGUCGCGACCUGGAUUGGACCCAUGACCUGGGGCGCCGUCCCGGUUCUCGUCUUCAGGAAGAAGCAAGUCGAGGAAGACCCAGAGGUCCUCGAAUCAGCCGAAGCCCAAGCGGAGGCGCUUUCUAUGGAUCGUCUGGAGCUUAUUGGUACCGGCACGGUCAUCGCCCCCGACCCGAAACGUGUUGUCGCCAAGCGCGCAAUUCUUACCGGUCACCCGUACAAGAUCCACAAGAAGGUCGUCACCGUUCGGUACAUGUUCUUCAACUCGGAGGACGUGCAGUGGUUCAAGGCACUGCAACUCUGGACCCGCCGCGGCCGCAGUGGAUACAUGAAGGAGAGCCUGGGUACACACGGUUACUUCAAGGCUACUUUCGAUGCCAAGAUCAACCCUCAGGACUCUAUCGGCAUCAGUCUGUACAAGCGUGUCUUCCCUCGUCGCGCCAAGGCCCUGGAACAGGUUUUGUAAAGGGCCCCAAGACUUGUUUUGAACGGAUGGAUGAGAUGAUGUUUUCGAAGGUAUAUGAGUUGAUGAGACAUAUCACCUCGAUAUUGAACCAUUAAGGAUUGGCGUCAUGAUGCACCUCACAAAAGUAAAUAGACCUGAAAUACUUCAUAAUGAAUUACGAUUUCUUCAUCUUAACCGGCAAUCUCGUCUAAAUGUUCAAGUCCAACCUGCAAUGGUUUCUGUCUACAAAGUUGGUUAUCACCACACCACAAUCAUUUCAAGAUGAGACCAUCACCAACAACCUGUAUUCAUGUCCAACCCGGAGGUUGGCAUCAAAUAGGCGAUCGAAUACGCAAGAAAAAAGAUCAAAAUUGGCACGAAAAAGCCCUCCAAAUAACUAGACAUUCCUUUGCACAGCAUAGGCGGGGAAUCAAAGGCAGAAAAAUCAAUCCAAGCAUCGUCUACGAGAAGUCUUCCUCUGCUUCUUCGAUGUUGUUCUUAACCCGCAGUAGAACAGUGGUCUUCCAUUUGUCCAGCUUACUGAGCUGGUCAUACUGGAAGAGCUUGUCAGCAAAGCCUUCCUGAUCACCGGACUCUACAGCCUGAAGCAGGUCGACAAGAAGUUGGUGCUCCCGAGUCGAGGCAAAGGCAGGAUCAAUCUCGCGGUACGUCUCGAGAGCUCGCGUAGUCUCAACCAGAUCC
Messenger RNA from Penicillium brasilianum, 3221 nucleotides. Lineage: Eukaryota; Fungi; Ascomycota; Eurotiomycetes; Eurotiales; Aspergillaceae. The record is from the annotation of a GenBank genome assembly.